This is a messenger RNA of Homalodisca vitripennis (glassy-winged sharpshooter), 1736 nucleotides long. RefSeq names its product gamma-aminobutyric acid receptor subunit alpha-6-like. The coding region runs from base 52 to 1728 and encodes 558 amino acids. NCBI's taxonomy places the organism in Eukaryota, Metazoa, Arthropoda, Insecta, Hemiptera, Cicadellidae. The record is from RefSeq and is a predicted model, not a curated record. The transcript is spliced from 11 exons. Gene Ontology annotation, molecular function: extracellular ligand-gated monoatomic ion channel activity; transmembrane signaling receptor activity; neurotransmitter receptor activity. Gene Ontology annotation, biological process: chemical synaptic transmission; signal transduction; regulation of membrane potential. Gene Ontology annotation, cellular component: neuron projection; membrane; synapse.
CUGGCAAUCGUGCCAGUGACGUCACGCCGCAGUGAGAAUGUGCUCCCGGAGAUGUCCACCUCUGCCGCUGUCGCUGCUACCCGUCUCGGCUUCCUGUCCCUGUACCUGACGCUGUGGGGGCUGGCAUGUGUGCAUCAGGUGGCAGGGUACAACACAGGCUUCACUGCGAAUGUGUCGCGGACCCUGGACAAUCUGCUGGCAGGGGGGCGCUAUGACAAACGGAUCCGCCCCGACAUGGGAGGACCACCCAUUGUAGUAGCGGUAAACAUGCACAUCAAAAGCUUCGGGCCUAUUUCUGAAACCGGGCAGUCUUACACGAUGGAUGUGUACUUUCGUCAGACCUGGCACGACUCGCGACUUCGCUACAGCCUCCAGGGUCUGGAUGAAUUUUCCAUGUCUUGGUUGUUCCUGGACAAGGUCUGGAAGCCGGAUACUUACUUCAUGAACGGGAAGACAUCGCACCUCCACAGAAUCACGUCUCCCAACAAGUUUCUGAGGCUUAGACAGGAUGGAUACAUCGUCUACUCAAUGAGGCUCACCAUCUCUGCUCGCUGUAAAAUGCAUCUCCGCAAGUUUCCCAUGGACACACAGCGCUGCCCCUUACUCAUCGGAAGCUAUGGAUACAGUACUAACGAGAUCGUGUACAAGUGGGAACCCGGCGUGACCGUGGAACCAGGCCUGGAACUAUCACAGUACGAUUUAGCCAACAUUUCGGUCGUUGGUCACCACAAGUUCAUCAGGAAUGUUGGUGAGUUUUCAAUGAUAAAGGCGAACUUCCUGCUUCGAAGGAAUCUAGGUUAUUACGUUCUACAAAUGUAUGUCCCUUGCUGCCUCAUAGUCUGCUGCUCCUUCGUGUCCUUCUGGAUCAACCCUGACGACGUCCCUGGAAGAGUCACCUUAGCGGCGAUGACAGUGCUGUCCAUUACUACGCUUGGGUUCAUCGGCAGAGCAGCUCUUCCCAAGGUGAAUUACGCUACGGCACUCGAUUGGUUCGUUAUCCUCUGUUUCGUCACGGUGUUCGCUGUUUUGGUGGAAUAUGCCAUCAUUAACUUCAUAGAUAAAAUCCGUGUGGAUAUCAAGCGACUCCUGGAGGAACGUAAGAAACAACAAGAGCUCCGCGAGGCCCAAAAGGAAGAAUCAGGGCCUGAGGAUGAGGAGGAAGACGAAGAGGAAGCUAUACUGGGUAAAGAACUGGACAUGGAUGUUGAGGUGACCCCUAUUCCUCUGGCUGUGCCUAAGAUCUUAAUGACGUACGAAAUGGAAGACUUGGAGGACGAAGGCCACAGCUCUGCUGGAGAGACUGAAGAUUUGGACUCCUUAAAAGUGGAACAUCUAGCAGUUCCACUGGCUGAGACGAAGCUGAAGGUGACGCGAAGUUACUCUGUCCCGACCAUGACUAGGGGAGAGUAUCGCUUUGACCACCCCAGACUUGUCCAGGACACAUCUAUAGAUAUCUUGCUAGAUCAGCAUCAGGAACCGCUUGCUGCCAGGGUGACUCUUCGUAGCACGCUGCUGAUUCCUGUCAACAUGCUGAAGCGACUUCACAUCCUGCCCACAGAAGAGGAGGUUGCAGCAUCCACUGAACCCCCGGACAAGUUUUCGGCUAUAGACAUCUACAGCAGGCUUAUUUUCCCUCUAACUUACAUUACGCUGCUUACCUGCUAUUACCUGAUAUACACAUACUACAUGGUGGACGAUAAGGAACGAUACUUAGAUAAAUACAACUGAGUAUCUCA